UUUCGUCCCAAUACAAAACAAAUCAUUUUCAAAUCAGCUGUUGCAUUAUGUAUAAUGCCGUAUAAUACUUAUUUGUUAUAGCUUAUCAUUAAUUUUUAUAUGACACACUUUGAACAUUAUGCUUGCAAAAAGCAACUGUAUUUCAUAAAUAAUAAUACUUUAAGCGUUUAAGGAAAAAAAUGAAAAUGGACGUAAAAGAACAGGGCAAGCCUCAAAUACAAGCCGUCAUUGACGUAUUACUGGAGAAUGUAGCGGAUAAAAACGCAGUUGUAUCGGAAAGUAUUUCCACUUCUCUUCGCAAAAUCGCCAAAACCUACACUAACGACGUUUUAAUCGUGUGCUGCGAAUUCUGCAAGACCCACGAUAAAAUAACCAAAGAGCAUCUAUCGGAAAUACUGAAGACGAUGGAGUGCAUUUGUCGUGAUUACAUUUUGGAAAUUGACGGGGACACGGUGAUCACUCUGGUCGAAUUUUGUGUAAAAACUAUGACGCAAAAUAUUUCGUAUGAACCACUUGUUCAGUUAGCGGCGUCUGAGAUUCUCGUUGCUUUAGGAUCUAAGCACUGCGUACAGGUUAUCGAUAAUUUACAAUCUAAAUUGGAAAAAAAUACGAUUCCUCACUAUUCAAUACCGUACACGUUAGGAUCGCUAGCAUCGUCCAAUGCGUUUGGGAUUGUACCGUAUAUUAAAAAUAUAUUCGAAGUUCUUGUACCAAUGAUGAACUACAUUAAAACUGAUCAUCAUAAGGAUUCUGUUGCAUAUGCUCUGGGACGUUUCAGUGAAGCGAUUACCGAAUACAUGUGCAAUAUAAGUACUGCACCCGAUCCAACCAUAACGGCAUCCCUAUUUUAUGUAGAAUUGGGAAUCGCCUACGAUGUACUUAGCGGAAUAUGGUUAUUCUCGAAGGAUGCGAAGGUCGCGCAGACUGUACUUGUCUCGAUUUCUUCCAUUCUACCCAACCUUAGCGCCGAUAAAAUCAAUCAGCAAACCACUAAGAUUAUUCCGGUCCUAUUAAAUCUGUAUAAGAAGCAUAAAGAUCCUCUUCCGGUAACGCAAUGUCUUGGAUCAUACAUUCAGGUAGCCGCUUUGGCUAAUGGAACGUUACUGGAACCUUCACUAGCGUCCACCUUACACAAUAUUAGCGAUUUUAUAUGCAUUUCGCCAGAUUACGCCCAGCCCGAAUUGCUUCGGAAUCAUUCGGAGGUGCUGCGUUGCUAUGAAAGUUUGACUGUGCACUUCACAGAUCACUGUCUCGAUUACAUAUUGGCCCACUUGCACAAUAAUAAUGAAAAGGAGCGCAUCAAAGCUCUUUUAAUACUAGCGCAUCUUACAAACUCCUCUGAAAACGUUAUACAGAACAAAAUCAAAGAGUUUUUGCAGACUCUACUCGAACUUACCGUGGACAACAGUUUGAGAGUCAAGAAGGUGUUGCUGAAAACGAUUGUCGCGUUUGCGUAUAAGGGUUUGCUGCCGAAGGGCAACGAGCAGAAGUAUCUUGAGUUUAUUUUAAAACUGUGUUGCAAACAAGCGCCGAAUAGGUAUAACCAGUUCACACAGCAGGAACUGUGCGAUCUACAAACAACCGCUGACAAUACCCUUUACAUGUUGAGCACGUCUGUUAUAGAGCUGGAAGACGUGCUCUGGAAUUUGUUGAUAACUUGCUUUCUCAGUCUGGAAUAUUCCGAAUCUUGCAUCACAAUAUUGCGGUGUCUGACGCAUCUCGCCGCACGUAAAUAUUCCUCCGAAACUUGUGUCGCUGCAUUUAUCAGAUGUAUUGCCUUGCUCGCUCAUCCAGUGACCGAGUUUCGUGGAACUUUCAUUUUGAACUUUUUGAAAAAUAUAAGCUUAUAUCAGAGUGCUUCGUACAAAAGCGUUUGGGAAGCCAAGAUUGCACAUCUUGUAAAAUACCUCGAGCAGAACUAUGAUAAUUUCCACUAUAAAGAUUGGGAGUACUUGAUUUAUGAUUUUAUGGGUCUCAUCUUGGAGAAUAUUGAGGAUGACGUCUUUAACGAGAAUCUUAUAUUGGAAGCAAAAAAACAGUUACCGCUGUAUAGUACCAAACCUUUGGAGAAGUGUCUCCUACUGAAAUGUAUGGCCAUAAUAUCGUGUCAUAUCAAAAAUGAUAUCAUUGUGAUUGAUGUACUUAACAUUAUUAUUGAAAUGAUCAAGUUUAAUGAUGGAUCCGAGUUAAGUCAGUGCGCCGAAGCGAUCGGGAUUUGUUCUCGAGCGCAUCUCAAACUUGUCUUGGAGAAAUUCAGUACCAUUCGUAAGGAAGUUUUGGGAAAGAAGUCGUUGAAGUUGUCAUUCAGCUUUAUGAGUAAUCAAAGGCAUGAAAUCGAACUUGAGAGAAUACGGCAAAUGGUAUUAGCGAGUUACUCGCAGAUUUGUAACGAGGCGCCAGGCGAAGUACUUCUUCAAGUCGUACAAUACGAAAUAUUAGAUUUCGCUGUUAACGAGUUGAAAAGUUGCAAAGAUUUUACAGUUCGCCAGUACUGUCUGAAGGUUAUCGGGUCGGUAGCGGAUGCUUUACACCCUAACAGAAAUUCAUUACAUAUCCACAUGCAAGAUAGAGAUAUUAUUUUACCUCUGGUAACAGGACAGCUUCUUUUACAUAGUGGACCUGACUACAUCGAACUGUUUCCCGUAAUACUGCCUGUGAUUAUGUCUUUGAUUCGACUACCUCCGGCUUUGGAGGAGGAGCAACGGUCGACGCUUUUAAAGCAUUGCUUCGAUAAUAUCUACAAUGCGUCUGCCAUAUACUGCAAAAUUAACGCCGAGUGCACUCCUGGAACCGGUACUUACUACGGCGAUUUAAAAUUGGCGCCUUUCGUUUACAGCAGCUUUACCAAGCUAAAUUUCGUCGUGCAAGAAGUUUUAAUGCAGAGUUUAUCCCCGUCGACUUUAGAUGAGAUUGUGUCCCUGUUGGAACCAUGGUUAGGUCGCAAAAAGGCCGAGCAACGUCUGCCUGCCCUCGAAACUCUUAGGGACGCUUUGCAAUCUUACUUAGAUAACGUGAAGUUUGGAUACGAGGCACCUACCAGCUUUACACAAUCCGGUUUUCUGCUAGCACGUGUCGUUCCACGUUGCACGGAUCCCAAUAGGACAAUACGAAAGGUUGCGGUGGAAACUUUAAGGCUUAUUUUGUGUAUUACCGCCCGAUAUGAAGGUCACGUGCGCGAUCAUGAUCAAAUUAUUAAGCAGUCCUUAGUGAGAAUCCAGGAGGAAAUCGACUCGAGUAAAUCGAAAGUGCUGUUCAACUUAACCACUGAUUUAUCGAACGUGAUCGUGGAACAUUUACCAUCCGUGCAGUUGCCAUAUUUUAUAAGCCAUCUAAUUGACGCAUUAUUGGAUGCGGAAUCGUUAAGCUCUAGUGGCAGCACUGUUGUUCUUAAUGCUGUGAUAAAGAGUAAAGGUGACGAUUUGUCGAUGAAUGUGUCGGAUUUGUUGAAUAAGCUGCUGAGCAUUUUGGAUCAAAUCACCUGUGUACGAACGCGAGCUUCGGCGUUGCGUGUUGUGUUAAAUUUUGCUUUGUAUCAUUCCAAAGUGGUAGUGGGGAUGUUAAUGGCCCAUCCCUUGCCCUUCACCCAAUAUGUAAAUGACUGUUGGGUUGUUCUUUCGACUGAUGUGGAACUAGUCUGUGAUAUAUUGGAUCAGUUUACUAAAAUAUUUAAAACUUCAAAUCUUUACGAAGAUCAGUCAAGCGUCAAUCAUUUACGGAUUGUUACAAUACAGCCAUUGCAGGCAUUAGCUGCAAUGAACCAAAUAUUCACAAACUCGCAACUGGACGGAGUUUGCAAAAAAAAGUUUCCCGAGCUGUUCUCUAUCCUGUAUAUCACGUUGGCGUCGUAUAUUGGCACAGCUGCACCAGCUACAACUACGAGAACGACCAACAAAAAGGAAAAGUACAGCAUAAUCCCAAAUAGAGAAGCGUAUAGACUGAAUCCGUUAACAAUAUGCAUGUCAACUCUAUGUACCUUUUUGGGUUGCGCCGGAUACACUUCAGUUUCCGAAUCAUUGGUCGGUUACAAUUUGGAAACUAUCGAACAGUUCCUCGCUGUGGUACCCUUACUCACCGAAAAUCUUUCUAUGACUCUUUCAGAAAAUUUCCCAUGGGUUGUGAGUUGUAUCGCGCCUUACUUGAAAUCCGAAGUUGAGUAUCAACGUAUGGCAGCCGUUACAUUUUUGGCGUCUUCGAUUAAGUACGCACCGCAAAAUGAUCACGUUCUGUUAGAGAGCUUGAUUGAAAUGCUUCUGUCAGUGCAGAAUGACAGUAGCUAUAUGGUUAGACAGAAUAUGUUGCGUGGAUUGGGAUAUGUUGCCGAGUAUUUGUCGAGCGAGUUGGUUUUGAGAUAUGCGGACAGUUUCUUUACAAACUUCAUGCAGGGAUUAGAUUACAAUACAGUCAGUAACGAAUCCGGCGUAACUCUAGAUUCCAUGCUUGGUUUAUCAAAAUUAUUAAAAAUACCAGAAGUGAACUGCCUAUACUCCGAACAAGUGAAAGCUGCAAUGCGAAUUAAGCCCUUAUUCGAACAAGACGACGAACUACUACGUGAAGCCGCCAUUUAUCUUUUUGGAAAUUUAGGAUCAUCAAUUACCGACACCAUGCAAUCGUCCGAGGCGUUCCGUGAGCAGGUCUGCGGAAAUCUUAUAGCAUUACUGCUUCAUUUAUGUGAUGAACAACCGUCUGUUGUUAAGGCGUGUAAGUAUUCACUUCGAAAGGUGGCUCCUUUCUUAAAAAGCACCGAAGUCAACAAGAUGAUUCAGGAUCACAUCCUGGAAGAGGCUACUCUACAUUUUUCCGACUUCAUAGCCGACUUUGUGAAGACGAUGGGGAAGGAGUUACCCGACUUUUUCCCAAUGUUUUUAAUGACCAGUGUUUCGUAUUUCAAGAGUGCAUGGGUAGACAUAAGAGGUUCCUCUGCGCUUUUGGCGGGCUUGCUGUACUCUCAAAUAACAGAUGCAGAUAUUCGUAAACAAGUGUCACUGGGCACAGUAUGUCAUAGGUUAUUACAGUUGUUGAAAGACGAAAAUCCUCAAGUACGAAUGAAAGCUGUCCAGGCAAUUGCUUGCUUGUAUGACAAGUGAUUUAUUCGUUGAGUUUCCAAUUUUAUACUAUAUGGCUUGUUUUUGUUUUUAUGUAGUUUAUAGUUGAUUUUAUAAGUUGUGUAAUUAUUGUGUUAAGUUUUAACGUUGCUUUUAAAAACCUUGGCAUAUUUAUGAAUCAUUUUUAAGUAAUAUAUAUUCUUGUAUACCAAA
Photinus pyralis (common eastern firefly) is the source of this 5255-nucleotide messenger RNA. RefSeq names its product maestro heat-like repeat-containing protein family member 1. The coding region runs from base 180 to 5084 and encodes 1634 amino acids. Gene Ontology annotation, molecular function: protein binding. NCBI's taxonomy places the organism in Eukaryota, Metazoa, Arthropoda, Insecta, Coleoptera, Lampyridae. The transcript is spliced from 15 exons. Gene Ontology annotation, cellular component: cytoplasm. The record is from RefSeq and is a predicted model, not a curated record.